CCCGGAAGUGCCGGGGCCUGGGGGGUUGAGGCCCAGAGCUCAGCCCCGGCCCUCGCCCCCUGCCCCGCGGUGCCCCCCGCUUCCCUGCAGCCCCUUGAGGUCUCCUCGCCACCCUCCUGCCAUGGCCCGAAAUGCAGGCGAGGCGGCUGCGGAGGGGGAGCUGGGAGAUGACAGCCUGUCUGUGAUAAGAUGUGAAUCUGACACAGAAAUGAAGGUAAAGAAAAAAAUUUUUCACAAGCCUCCAAAGUCACCAAAGUCUCCUUACAGCUCUAGCACACAACUGUAUCCCAAAAAAGCUUCAGUUUGGAGAGCUCUGCAGGGAACAGGCAGUGCACGUCUUGAGAGUGCAGCUGGGAAAAACCCAAGGCAGAUGUGGCUGGGAUCACUGAAACAAGGAAUGAGCCAUCCUCUGAAAUCAGAUGUUGACAUGGGGCAUAUGCAAACUAACAUUUUUAGUAGCACUCCAGAAUACUUGAAGGAAGCUCUAGGAAUGAAGAAACCAAAACAUUCUCGUUCUUCUAGCAAUGGCUACAUUCCUGGCACUCCUGACUACAAAGAAAAAGAAGAUAUGUAUGAUGAAAUUAUAGAACUAAAAAAGACAAUACAAGCUCAAAAAAAUGAGGGGCAUCGAAUGAAAACGAAGCUCCGUCGACUAGAAGAAGAGAACAAUAGAAAGGAUAAACAGAUUGAGCAGCUGUUGGAUCCUUCCAGGGGCUCUGAGCUGGCACGAGCUUUGUCAGAAAAGAAGACUGAUAAUGGAUGGGUGGUCAGUGGGUUAAAGCAGAAGAUUUUCAAGCUAGAACAAGAGUGCAAGGAGAAAGACAACACUAUUAACAAAUUCCAAGCUGACAUGAAGACCACUGAUUUGGAAGACAUGAGGCUAGCUAUGGAAACCUACUAUGAAGAGGUUCAUCGUCUCCAACUCCUCCUGGCAAAAUCUGAGACUAUGAGGAAAAAUACAGAGGGCAGAGAUACCCAAAAACGACUGAAGGCAUUGAGUGCUGCUGUCCUGAGACUAUCCAGGAAUAUCAAGGAGUUGCAGAAUGAGAAUCAGAGGCUGAAAGAAGACCUAGAUCAAGUACUGAGAAGUUCUUCUUCCAACAAAAGAAAAAAUUACAGUGAGUGGAGCAGACCAAGGCUGGUGAGGCGGAUUUUAGAACUAGAAAAAAAGGUGUGUGCCAUGGAGAACACCAAGGUAUCACCAGGAGACAGUGAACCAUACCAAUUACUUGCUGUGUCAUCAUCACCUUCCACAGACCCAGAUCAUCCAGCUUCUCAACAGACUGACCGUGUGGAGGAAUGUCAUCACCUCCAAAGGCUAGUGAAGAAACUAAGCAGUGAUAGGAAGGCACUUCAGAAUCUCCUACUUAAUAAAGAAUUAGAUAUCAAGCAAUUGCUGCAGGCUAAGGCUGAAGUGGAGCUGGAACUGAAGAAGUGGCAGAAUAAGAUGGAAGAAAAGAGUACAGAAGAGCAGAAUUUAAGUGAGGACAUCCAGAAUCUGACACACAAAGUAGGGAAAUUGGAGUCAAAAUUGGAAGAAGAGAAGAGACAAAUAGCAGAAGAUACAAUGGAAAAGCUUAAUAAGUCUUCACUAGUCUGCAUGGUUAAAGGCAAAGAAGAUCAGAGGAAGGAACAAGCAGCCAAAAUCAUCCAGAGACAGUGGAGGACAUACCAAAACAAGAAGAAAGAAAUUGCUCUGGAUGAGGCAGUUGUUAUGCUUUAGGCAGCCUUCAGAGGACAUUUAGCUGGACAGAAACUGUUACUGAGUAACAGGAGACAUGACACAAAAUCGCACAACAAGAUCUCCUGCAUGUCUCCUGUGUCAAACUCCUUGAGCUUAUCUUCUGAUUGUAAGGAGAAAGAUGAGAUAGUGACAUUUAUCCAGUCCAUUUUCCGGGCUCACUUAGCACGUACAGUACCACUUGAGGAGAGGCACUCUGUGUCCAGUGCACCAAGUGAGAGAGCAGAUUCUGCAGUUUACAUUACAGAAAAGAAACCAGUCCCAGCAGCACUCCAGAGACCUUCUUCAACCUUCACCUCAUCUCCUCCUGCCAGGUCCUCUGAGAAGCAAUCCCAGCCUCCUCUCCCUCUGUCUGUGGAUGAAGCUCACUCAGAUGAUUCAGAUGAUAUUGUCAUUGUCUCUCCAUUGUUGCAGAUGAAGAAAAACUACACCCACUUUUAAGUUUUGGUAACAGGCUCUGGUUCUCUUGAAUUAUUCAACGUAAAACUAUUUCUACCAAGAUACAGCAUAUCAAAGAUGAAAAAAGGGGGAGUAUUAGCCCUUCUAAUGACUUUAUGUGGACUUUAUGGCUAAAAGGCACUGACUGUUAGCUUUAUCCACCUUGCAUGCUGAGAGUUUGGAUUUAAAAACUAAAGCAAAACACUUCAAUAUUUUGUCUCACAAUGAACAUUAUAAAUUCAAUUGCCAAAUUUAGAUGAAAGCAAUAAAUCCUUAUGUUAUUU
Messenger RNA from Calypte anna (Anna's hummingbird), 2463 nucleotides. RefSeq names its product IQ motif containing E (gene IQCE). Lineage: Eukaryota; Metazoa; Chordata; Aves; Apodiformes; Trochilidae. The transcript has 22 exons. The record is from RefSeq and is a predicted model, not a curated record. Gene Ontology annotation, molecular function: protein binding.